AUGAAUCUUAUUGGCUUGUUUGUUUACUAUCCGACGGAAAUUGUACAACGAAAAACUUUUCAUGAAACAAGGAAAUGUGUGGAACGGCGAAUUUUAUUGCUACGAGAAAAUAUCAAGCAGGAAGAUAUAUUGUUAUCGGUACUUCCACGACAUAUAGCAAAUGAUGUCCGAAAAGAUCGAGCUGUUGAAGGACAAUCCGCAACAAUGUUUCAUAAAAUUUACAUACGAAAACAUGAUAUCAUCAGCAUACUUUUCGCUGACAUUUGUGGUUUUACCAAUUUGGCAUCAGAAUGUAAUGCGGAUGAAUUGGUACAGUUGCUGAAUAAUCUCUUUGCUCGUUUCGAUCAUUUAGCAUAUCGUAAUCAUUGCAUGAGAAUUAAAAUUCUCGGUGAUUGCUAUUAUUGCGUUUCCGGUUUACCGGACUAUCAACCAAAUCAUGCGCAAUGUGCAGUUGAAAUGGGAUUAGAAAUGAUUGAAGUGAUUAAAUUGGUACGAGAAGUGACCGGUGUUAAUGUGAACAUGCGAGUUGGUAUUCAUACCGGUCGAGCUCAUUGCGGUGUACUUGGCCUGAAAAAAUGGCAAUUUGACGUAUGGAGUGAUGAUGUUACUUUAGCAAAUCAUAUGGAAAGUGGUGGACUACCUGGACGUAUUCAUAUAACCGAUGCAACAUUGAAAUGUUUGGGUGAUAUUUAUCAAGUUGAGGAUGGUCACGGUGAACAACGUUCAAAAUAUUUGGCUGAACAUAAAGUUAAAACAUAUUUCAUUGUUGAUAAUGAUAGCAAGCAUACAGAGAUAGCAUUGCAUAGAGAUAUGCCACUUGGUGAGAAAGGCCUUCGAGUGACAGGCUAUAGUCAUGAAAAUGCGCAAGUGAGACAUUGGGAAAAUGCAAGUUUUAGGCGAUCAAUGUCACAUCAUGAACAACAACAGCAGCAACAACAACAACAACAUCAGCAACUACAACGCCAACAAUCUGUAGAUGUUGAAGUUGCAAAUUAUUUAAUGCAAGGUAUUCGAGCGAUCAGUAAGGAUGCCUGGAAAAAUAUGUAUUGCAAAACGGUUACAUUAAAAUUUCGGCGUAGAAAAAUGGAAACUAAGAUAAAUUAA
Messenger RNA from Acanthocheilonema viteae, 1104 nucleotides. NCBI's taxonomy places the organism in Eukaryota, Metazoa, Nematoda, Chromadorea, Rhabditida, Onchocercidae. The record is from the annotation of a GenBank genome assembly.